GUCACCGACAGAAACGGUUUAUUAGAGUUCGGAUGGUUUUCGUUUGGCUCAGAAGACGCUGAGCUCCCAUCCAGAACGAAGCAAUGGAGGACCGAAGGAAAUCUGCGCGUUGCUUGUCUCGUUCUAGGCUCGUGGUGCUUGUGUUUUCUCUGUCCAUCGUUGCUACCGUUCGAGCUCAACUUGCAGCUGACUGCCAAUGUGGACGGGUGAGCCUGGAGUGGUGUGAAGGUGCGAGCAGUAGUUGUCGACGACCGACCAGUAAGCGCAUAACCCAGUGUUCAACGCUGGUGUUUGAGAAUGGUGCUCGUCGAGACUACAGUAUCAGCGUGCAAACUAUCGCUCGCCAGCCGGUGGGUGAAGUGACCAUCUCCGGCGCAGGCCCGCGGAGCACCGACAUAGCUAGCUUCGAUAGGCUCGGAACUUACCGGCUGAUCGUUGCCGGACCUGGACCACGCCGACUAGUGACGAUCAGCGUGCAGCGCAAAAGCGUAGCCUGCUCAUCGCAGUGCACGGACCCGGCAACUGGCCGUCAGCACAACGUGGGUACAACGUGGCAAGGCCGUGGCUGUACAACAUGCCGGUGUGAGAUCGUGUCGGGACUACCUCAAAUGCAGUGUUAUCGGGAAAGCUGUGGGCCAAGGCCAAGGUGCAAAGGAGGCUUCUCACCAGUGACUCCUGCAGGGCAGUGCUGUCCAGUGUGUCCAGCAGUUUGCUCCAACACAGCGACUGGCAGAUAUGUAGGAGUGGGUACAUUUUGGGAUGAAACCUGCCAAAGGUGUACAUGUGCGGACGGGGGAGAUGGUAAUGGAUUGAAAGCUUGUCAACUGCGUAGCGUUUGUCCGAGCGCACCAAACUGUCCAGGCGGUGUGGACCCGAUAAUCACGCAAUCCAACGACCCCUGCUGCCCGCAGACAUUCCAAUGUCCCAGCGUACCGCCGACGUUGCCGUGGAGCUCCUGCGAGAGCAACAGUGGGGUGCAGAGUCAUGGCAGAGUGUGGCGUGAUGGCUGUCAAAUCUGCCAGUGCAGGCAAGGCGUUCCGGUCUGCAUUGUGCAAGCCUGCCCCCCGCCGCCAUUUUGCCCAGCCGGGCAAGUUCCGGCGGAGAUUGCCCAACCAGCCACGGCCUGCUGUCCUCAGUACAGUGGCUGCAAGACGGCAGUGUGCAAGGACUACAGUGGCGUUGCACGCCGAGUUGGAUCGGUGUGGCGUGAGCCGUGUUCGUCGUGUACAUGCUCUGACAAAGGUGUAUCCGAAUGUAAUCCCAUCCAAUGUCCCCCUCCUCCACCAUGCCCAGGUGGACAGUUGCCCCUGGCAACUGGCAAAGUUGGUUGCUGUGAUCAAUACACUUGCCCCAAAUGCUGUGAAGAUGAGACUGGCACCUACGCAGAAGGAGAUAGCUGGAGCAGGGAUUCGUGCACGCAGUGUCGCUGCUCCAACUGCUCUGUCCAGUGUUCCGCAGUGCCGGCGAAUUGUCCGGACUUGCAGUGUCCGACUGGGCAGGAGAGUGUGCGGCGUCCUGGAGAGUGCUGCCACACUACGUGCAAGCGCCUGUGCCCGUGGGAAUGCGGAGAGCAGCUGUAUGCCGCGUGCUUCCGAUCUAGCUUCACCUCUGCCAACUUCCGCCGCUAUCCUGCAUCGGGUCGUUUAAGAGAUCUACUCCUAUUCGCCCAUGAGUAUGACUACACUCUCUGGACGGCAGGUCAGCGGGCAUCAAGAGGCUUUAUAGAAUUUGUUCGCACCGGUGAUUCCGGGCUGCUGGCAAAGGAUCUUCUCCCAAGGAAGGAAUCUAUUCUGAAGAACAUCACGGCCUCGGAGCUGGGACCCGGUGAUUUCUGCGUGCCUUUGUCCAUCGACCACCGUCACUCUGUGGUGUCUGGUGCGGCUGGGAUUUCCCCCUCUCCAGACUGGUUUGUCGGUCCGACCCAUACUGAACUCUGUGACUCUACGUCAGGACAGUGGAAGAGCAAAGUCACUGUUCAGCUGCUCCCCUAUGAUGCCGGCAUCAACAAAGCUCGGAAGUUUCUUGUUAAAAAGCCCGAUUACGCCAGCCCAGAGCCCGUUCACGCCAUUGAGGAUUUGCGGAGUGAAAAAACACAGUUUUAUGUACCAGGCAGGCGAGUUGUUGGAAGCCUGGGUGAGCUGGUCCUUGAGAGAGUGAGCGAUGGGUGUCCGGCCUACAGCGGGUAAGGCUCAUCAUCUACAUUGUAGCUCCUCUGGAGGUCACUGUCAGGUGUGUAACACUGAUAUAACUGUACCAUAGUACCGUGAUAUGAAUCAUAAUAUCUCUUUUCAGAAGGCGCUAUCAGUCACUGUGCCAUGAAAUUAUUUGAACACGCAAUGAAUGCAUACUUUUAAAAAAACGUUUUAGAAUUAAAAUUCUUUGAAAUGCAGGCAUGCAUGAAUUUCUCAUUCCGUCUUAUUAUUGCUCUAUAGUCGUGGUGGUACAUGCAUUCAUCCAAUUAUUCCAAUAGCAGAUCUAAACAAUGCAACAUAUAGCAAGUGAAUAAAUGUUGUGCUUCGUUGGUGGUAGGUACAUGAAAAAAUGUCGCAUACUUUCUCUGUACGCUAGAGCAGAUGUCCCUGCCUAUUUUAUGUCUUUGACUUGCCAUUCACCUGUUCACCUUUCUCAAACUAAUGAAUUUGCACUUGAAGUUUGGCUUUGAAUCUGACCUUCAUUUUUAAAAGAAUUAUGAAAUAAGUACAAACUUUUCCAA
Molecule: messenger RNA, 2713 nt
Organism: Sycon ciliatum
Lineage: Eukaryota; Metazoa; Porifera; Calcarea; Leucosolenida; Sycettidae
Exons: 1
Coding region: 84-2186 (700 amino acids)
Molecular function (GO): protein binding
Source: RefSeq, a predicted model, not a curated record